This is a messenger RNA of Naegleria fowleri, 1209 nucleotides long. RefSeq lists its product as uncharacterized. Lineage: Eukaryota; Heterolobosea; Eutetramitea; Acrasida; Naegleriidae. Bases 1 to 1209 code for a protein of 402 amino acids. The record is from RefSeq and is a predicted model, not a curated record. The transcript has 2 exons.
AUGCCUUGCUUUGGACACACGACCUAUCGAUCCAAAACUCGUCGACGAAACCUUCCUACCUCUUUAAAUCUUGAAACACACCUCCGAGAAUGGAUAUUUAGAAAAUUAAUAUUGAAACAAUCCCAACAACAACACAUUGAAGAAAAAGGGAAAAGAGAAUGUCAAGUGGAACCUCCUUCCGAUGAUGAAUUGUUCCUAAUGAUGGGAAUAGGCUCCACCACGAAUGAGCCUCAACCUCAAUUUGAAAAAUUCUAUCUUGUUUUUAAAAGAUAUCUCGACAUGUGGAGUUGUGAUUAUUUGAUUCAAGAUUUAACCAAGUGGCCGCAUUAUGGUAUUACAGACUGCACUUUGAAUGAAUGCAUGGGUGAAAUGGAAGUGGACCAAAUGAUGACUAGCGAAAAGAGAAGAAUCAUGUCGUUGCAAGCGUUUUUGAAAUGGCAUCAACUUAUUCUCUAUGAUGAGGGCGUGUCACAUCAAAUUUUUGCCACAAGAAUAGUGAACGUUCUCAAGAGAAUAACUCAACAAAGUGACAGCUCCAAUUUAAUAACUCUCUUUCAAAAGGAGAAUAUCAAAAACAAUCUUUUCUUUUUUAAGGAGUUGUACGGCAAUAUGAGAUGGAUUGAAAUUUAUCUGCUCUCCGGAAUGUUUCAUUUUGAAAUGUAUCAAGAUUAUUUCAUUUUUCGAUUUGAUUCAUUACUGAGUGGCACACCAGGUGAUGAAAAUAAUGAGUGGUUCUAUGGAAUAUUUCAGAUUAAUCCGUUUCAGCAAUUGAAACUUUCAAAAGAACAUGUACUCUCAAGAGGACUCAGUCGACACUGCGACAAGCUCGUGUUUGUCCACAAUAGUGACAAAACAGCUCGAAAUACUUUACACAAUUUGAUUGAAACUCACCCAAUUUUUACGAGUGUCUGCAAAUUGGAUUCAUCAAAGAGAGGAAUUAUUUCGUUAAUGGAGAUUGUAAUCUCACAACCAUGUGUCACUCCUUUUUCGAAAUAUCACAAUUUCAGUAUUGAUUUUGGUGAAGGUUUACAAUUAUAUUCAGACUUUUUAAAAGAUGUCGCCAAAGUAUUUGAACCUUUCUCUCAUCUCACUACAAACAAAGAGGAUCAUAUUCCUGUUCGCAUUCUUGCCAAAUGUUUAACCAAAAUGUUAGAAAAAGCGAGAUUUUUUGCAUUUGAAAUUUUGACAACGAAACUUCUCAUUCAAUAA